This is a messenger RNA of Morone saxatilis (striped sea-bass), 1911 nucleotides long. Its product is annotated as low-density lipoprotein receptor-related protein 8-like. Gene Ontology annotation, molecular function: calcium ion binding; protein binding. The record is from RefSeq and is a predicted model, not a curated record. Lineage: Eukaryota; Metazoa; Chordata; Actinopteri; Moronidae.
GGGCUGCAGGUCACUCUCUGCCCGCCUGCCACCAGCAACUGGAGUUCAGGUGUAGCGAUGGUUCGUGCAUCCCGAGACUGAGCGUGUGUGACGGACACGAACACUGUGAGGACGGAUCAGAUGAGCACCGCUGUGAUCAUCCGUGGUGUAAGAAAGACGAAUUUGCCUGCCGCAGCAGACGGUGCAUAUCUCUGCAUUUCCUUUGCGAUGGCGUGGACAAUUGUGGUGACGGGAGUGACGAGGCCUCCUGCCGGAACUGCACCGCUGCCGGCCUCUUCUCCUGCGGGCUGUCUGACGCCUGCCUUCCUCGAAACAAGCUGUGCGACGGACGAACUGACUGCAAAGACGGGUUGGACGAGUCUCUGGAGUUGUGUGGUUGGUCUCAGCCACGUCCGCAGACCUCUCCCGCAUGUACGCCAUCUGAGUUUCAGUGUGGUGACGGGCAGUGCAUCCGCCACACCUGGAGGUGUGACCACACAACGGACUGCUCUGAUGGCAGCGACGAGAACAACUGUGAUCAGAACGAGUGUCAGGUAAAUAAUGGAGGCUGCUCUCAUCGGUGCGUGGACCUGCCGAUGGGUUACCUCUGCGACUGCCCCGACAACAUGAGGCUGGUCGGGGACAGCCAGUGUGAGGAGGUCAACACAUGCCUGGAAAGCGAUGUGUGUGAUCAGCUGUGUGUCCACAAGAAUGACAUCGUCACUUGCGGCUGCCACAAAGACUACGAGAUGAAUCCAACAACCGGAGAGUGCAAGGCCAAAGGAGAUGAGGCUCAGCUGGUUUUUACCUCUUCCAAAGGACUACAGUGGUUAAGCAUCACUGGCACUGAGUACACUGAACUGGCUCCGUAUCUACCAGGACCAGGGCCAGUGGCAGCCUUGGCCUCUAACCGAACACUGUACUGGGCCCGGCAGGGACGAGGCUCCAUAUACAGGGUCUCCAUGGAUGGAAAUCCACAGGAUUCAGUGUUGGUGAUGAAAGUGCAAGGUUCAGUGUCAGGCCUGGCUGUAGACUGGAUCCACCAGCUCUUCUACUGGUCCAGUAUGGAGAGCGGUUCUGUUAAUGUCGGCCUGCUGGACGGUUCGGCUCAGCGGCGGCUUAUCACAGGACUGGACAAACCCUCUGCAGUGGCUGUGGAUCCUCUUCAAGGGCUUCUCUUCUGGACUCAGUGUGGCGUCUCCUCAAAGAUUGAGCGGGCUAGCUUGGACGGUCGAGACAGGGUGGCUCUUGUCACUUCCUCAGUUCGCCAUCCUGUCGCUCUCUCUCUGGAUAUGCCUCGCCAGCUGCUGUACUGGGUUGACCAGGGAAUGAGAACCAUCUCCAGAGUAAAUCUAGAGGGACGUCACCGUAAAACAGUGGUAGAGUCUAACGGUUAUCUGGACCGGCCCUUUGGACUGGCUGUGUUUGAGGGUUUUGUGUAUUGGAGUGAAGAAGUGACGCGAUCCAUCUGCCGAGCCAACAAACACAACGGCAAGUACUUCCAAGUACUGCUGUCAAACGCCACAUCCCCGGGUGGCGUGGCCAUCAUUCAGCCUGUUCUUCAGCCAAACGGGCCAUCUGUAUGCGGACAUACCAGGAUGGUAUGCCAGAACGAGUGCAUGGUCGACUUGCAGCCUGAGAGUCCACUGUUCAGCUGCUCUCCUACAGAAAUGGAACACAACAAAUCUUGUGAAAUUCCUGCCAUUUCUCGCACAGUACCUGCAUCGACUUUAUCAGAUCCUACAUUUGCAGGAAUCCUCUCUCUUAUCAUGUUUCUCAGUGUGCUGCUUGUGGGAAUGGCCCUGUGGUGGUGGAGAGAGGAGUUCAGGCCGUCCAGGUCUCUCGCUGAGCAGAGCUUCUCCCUCAAAGAGUCCCAGGACCCGCUCAUCAACCAGGGGCCACCCAUCAGUCUAAACACAUGUCUCAUCAAGG